Molecule: messenger RNA, 480 nt
Organism: Triticum turgidum subsp. durum (durum wheat)
Lineage: Eukaryota; Viridiplantae; Streptophyta; Magnoliopsida; Poales; Poaceae
Source: the annotation of a GenBank genome assembly
AUGAGACAAAAAAGAGCCUCCUUCUUUACCACUUUAGGGGAUGGGGUGAAGGGGGGUUUACAUACAACUAAGGCAAAGUGGUUUAUGAUUGAAUCUCAGAGGCAUUCUUAUCAUUUGGUAGAUCCAAGUCCAUGGCCUAUUUCGGGUUCACUCGGAGCUUUGGCAACCACUGUAGGAGGUGUGAUGUACGUGCACUCAUUUCAAGGGGGUGCAACACUUCUCAGUUUGGUUCUAUUAUUUAUCCUUUAUACCAUGUUCGUAUUGUGGCGGGAUGUUCUACGUGAAUCCAUGUUGGAAGGGCAUCAUACAAAAGCUGUACAAUUAGAACCUCGAUAUGGUUCUAUUCUCUUCAUAGUCUCAGAGGUUAUGUUCCUUUUUGCUUUUUUGGGCUUCUUCUUUGGCACCUACGGUAGAGAUCGGAGGUAUUUGGCCCCCAAAACGGAUUGGGGUUUUAGAUCCUUGGGAAAUCCCUCUUCUUAA